GCCGACCGACUUGCCGAGAGACUCUGCAAACGAACACUCAUGGCGCGUGAUAGCUCAGUGCGUCGACAACGACGUCGACGUCAGCAUCAACGGAUCAGCGAGAGAGAAUCUACUACGAAACUCUUGGAAACUCUCGCAGUUGUGCUUCUUGCUGAGGCGAAAGACUCCGGGGAUCAGCUCAUUGCUGUUUCACUUGCAUUGGUGGCCUUGGACCGCCGUCGACAGGACAGACGAAAUGGUAGGUGCGGUAGACGAGGACCAUAUGACCAACAGAAGUCCGAGGAUUUCUUUGACAUCCUCCUUAAUGUCUCGUCAGACAGGAUGUUCAAAGUCUGGCUGCGGUGAGUUGUUUUUUUUCAUAUACUUCAAUUCCUGACUUGCAUAAUACUGCGUAGUAUGGACCGCAGGACUUUCUGGUAUUUGCACGACCUCAUCAGCAACGAUCCCAUGUUCUAUCCAUCCACGAGUGGCGGUCGACCCCAGCGCCCUAUAAAAUAUCAACUCGCAACAUUUCUAUGUCGUGUAGGGGAAAAAUCGGGGAUUUGCAAAAGAGAGAUGUGGUCCCAUGAAGCAAGCUCGAGUGCGAGCUUCUGUUGUCCGUCUUCGCUCCAGUAGUCACUCAUACUCGAUGCUGGUAUACUUUUGCUCCUCAUCAAUCGUACUUCGGCUGCUCGGCAUCACAAUCACUCUCAGUUCACUCCGACAACUUCGCGUAUGAAAUAAACUGGCAAAUAAACUGCCACUCAAUAACGCUGUCAGUUUAUUUCCCACCGC
This is a messenger RNA of Suillus paluster, 774 nucleotides long. RefSeq lists its product as uncharacterized. The record is from RefSeq and is a predicted model, not a curated record. The transcript has a single exon. The coding region runs from base 40 to 345 and encodes 101 amino acids. NCBI's taxonomy places the organism in Eukaryota, Fungi, Basidiomycota, Agaricomycetes, Boletales, Suillaceae.